UGCAAGCUUCUAUUUAAAAAAAAAAAGUGUGAGAUGCCCUAAGAAUUUAUUCUCAUCAUCCGUGAAGUUCCCUAGACCAGAGCACACUGCUUUCCAUACAUGAGGAUUUAAAGAUGGGGGGUGGGAUAAUAAGCGGUUACUAAUUGGAAGUCGACCUGGAGAGCACCCGGGUUCCCGCGUCCUUAGCCUGCUAAGCCGACACAACCAGCGAAGUCAAAACCCCUUGACCCAACUUUAAAUUCCUAAAGCAGAAAGGAUGCAGGCAGAAAAAUCUCACAGCUCACAGCAACCAGAAAAACGCAUCUGUGGAGGCACUAGGUUUAAAGGGGUGGUGCCGCUUUAAGAAAAAAGUCGAGGGGAGGAGAAUCCACUCAAACGGCCUUCAGGAAACGGGAUGAUGUUUAUUGAGUAAACAUGCGGUAGCCACAGACACACCUGCUACUCCCAGAGCAGGGGCCACCACCACCCACUGCUGGUCACAUCCGGGCACUACUCUACAAUCUCGCGGCGUCCCGGCGUCCCGGCGUCCGAGUCGUUGGGUUUAUUUGAAACACACGCACGACCAAUCAGUCGGCGCCUCCGGGGAGGCGGGCGGAGAGCAGCGGCCAAUCACCGCCCUCUCUGGAGGCUCCAGCCUAUGGGAAGGAGGUUGACAUCACGCGCCAAUCGGCAUGGCUCUUAGAGAGAGCGGCUCACUUUUGAAUUGCGGUGGCUGCCACCGGCGAGGAAUGGCGGGGACCGGGAGACGAGUCGGCGCUUGAAGCGGUGGAACGUCCUGGGCGUCUUUUAAGAGCGCCAACGUAGAAAAGUACAAACAAUGGCUGACAAUGCUGGAUCAACGUCCUCUACUGAGAGGACGAGCUUGGCCGACUCUUCCAUCUUUGAUUCUAAGGUUACCGAAACUUCGAAGGAAAACUUGUUUGUUGGCUCUACUUCAUAUGUUGAAGAAGAAAUGCCUCAAAUUGAAACAAGAGUGAUAUUGGUUCAAGAGGCUGGAAAACAAGAAGAACUUAUAAAAGCCUUAAAGAGUGUUAAAAUAAUGGAAGUCCCUGUUAUAAAGAUAAGAGAAAGUUGUCCUGGAAAAUCGGAUGAAAAAUUAAUAAAAAGUAUUGUUAAUAUGGAAAUUAAAGUGCCCUUUGUAAAGAUGGCAUCAGUGGAAGAAUUUGAAAGUUUGGAUUCUCCAGAAUUUGAAAAUGUAUUCAUCGUCAUGAACUUCCAGGAUGCUGUCUUUAAUGAGUUAUACAAGAAUGACUGUAGAGUUAUUGGACCACCAGUUGUAUUAAACUGUGCACAGAAAGGCGAGCCCUUGCCAUUUUCAUGUCGCCCACUCUAUUGUACAAGCAUGAUGAAUCUCACACUUUGCUUUACUGGAUUCAGGAAGAAAGAAGAACUAGUCAGAUUAGUGACAUUGGUCCAUCACAUGGGUGGAGUUAUUCGAAAAGAUUGCAAUUCAAAAGUUACACAUUUGGUGGCAAAUUGUACGCAAGGUGAAAAAUUCAGGAUUGCUGUGAGCUUGGGUACUCCAAUUAUGAAGCCAGAAUGGAUUUAUAAGGCUUGGGAAAGGCGGAAUGAACAGGAUUUUUGUGCAUCAGUUGAUGACUUUAGAAAUGAUUUUAAAGUUCCUCCAUUUCAAGAUUGCAUUUUAAGUUUCCUGGGAUUUUCAGAUGAAGAGAAAACCAAUAUGGAAGAAAUGACUGAAAUGCAAGGAGGUAACUAUUUACCAGUUGGAGAUGAAAGAUGCACUCACCUUGUAGUUGAAGAGAAUAUAGUAAAAGAACUUCCAUUUGAACCUUCGAAGAAGCUUUAUGUUGUGAAGCAAGAGUGGUUCUGGGGAAGCAUUCAAAUGGAUGCCCGAGCUGGAGAAACUAUGUAUUUAUAUGAAAAGGCUAAUACACCUGAGCUCAAGAAAUCAGUGUCACUGCUUUCUCUAAAUACACCAAACAGCAAUCGCAAAAGACGUCGUUUAAAAGAGACACUUGCUCAGCUUUCGAGAGAGACAGACAUGUCACCUUUCCCUCCCCGUAAGCGUCCGUCUGCUGAACAUUCCCUUUCUAUAGGAUCACUCCUAGAUAUCUCCAAUACACCAGAGUCUAGCAUUAACUAUGGAGAAACCCCAAAGUCCUGUACUAAGUCUUCUAAAAAUUCCACUCCAGUUCCCUCAAAGCAGUCAGCCAGGUGGCAAGUUGCAAAAGAGCUCUAUCAGACUGAAAGUAAUUAUGUAAAUAUAUUGGCCACAAUCAUUCAGCUGUUUCAGGUACCACUGGAAGAGGAAGGACAGCGUGGCGGGCCCAUCCUUGCACCAGAAGAGAUUAAGACUAUUUUUGGUAGUAUCCCAGAUAUCUUUGAUGUGCACACAAAGAUAAAGGAUGAUCUUGAAGACCUUAUUGUUAAUUGGGAUGAGAGCAAAAGCAUCGGUGACAUCUUUCUUAAAUAUUCAAAAGAUUUGGUAAAAACCUAUCCUCCCUUUGUAAACUUCUUUGAAAUGAGCAAGGAAACAAUUAUUAAAUGUGAAAAACAGAAACCAAGAUUUCAUGCUUUUCUGAAGAUAAACCAAGCUAAACCAGAAUGUGGACGGCAGAGCCUUGUCGAACUUCUCAUCAGACCAGUACAGAGGUUACCCAGUGUUGCAUUACUUUUAAAUGAUCUCAAGAAGCAUACAGCUGAAGAAAAUCCUGACAAAAGCACUCUAGAAAAAGCUAUUGGAUCACUAAAGGAAGUAAUGACGCAUAUUAAUGAAGAUAAGAGAAAAACUGAAGCUCAAAAGCAAAUCUUUGAUGUUGUUUAUGAAGUAGAUGGAUGCCCAGCUAAUCUUUUAUCGUCUCACCGAAGCUUAGUCCAACGAGUUGAAACCAUUUCUCUAGGUGAGCACCCCUGUGACAGAGGAGAACAAGUAACUCUCUUCCUCUUCAAUGACUGCCUGGAGAUAGCAAGAAAACGGCACAAGGUUAUUGGCACUUUUAGGAGUCCUCAUGGCCAUACCCGUCCCCCAGCUUCUCUGAAGCACAUUCAUCUAAUGCCUCUUUCUCAAAUUAAGAAGGUGCUGGACAUAAGAGAAACAGAAGAUUGCCAUAAUGCUUUUGCCUUGCUUGUAAGGCCACCAACAGAGCAGGCAAAUGUGCUACUCAGUUUCCAGAUGACAUCAGAGGAACUUCCAAAGGAAAACUGGCUAAAGAUGCUAUGUCGACAUGUAGCCAACACCAUUUGUAAAGCAGAUGCUGAGAAUCUUAUGUACACUGCUGAUCCAGAAUCCUUUGAAGUAAAUACAAAAGAUAUGGACAGUACAUUGAGUAGAGCCUCUAGAGCGAUAAAAAAGACUUCAAAAAAGGUUACAAGAGCAUUCUCUUUCUCCAAAACUCCAAAAAGAGCUCUACGAAGGGCUCUCAUGGCAUCUCAAAGCUCAGUGGAGGGAAGAAGUCCUUCCAGCAAUGAGAAGCAUGUAAUGAGUCGUCUGUCUAGCACAUCAUCAUUAGCUAUUACCCAUUCUGUUUCCACAAGCAAUGUAACUGGAUUUACUAAGCUUGUUUAUGUUCAGCGCUCAAACUCUACUGGUGGGCGCGCUCAGAACUCCUGGGUUCCAUCUGUCCGUCAUUCUGCCUCACGAGCUAGUUUUUCAGAGAUGCUAGAAGGAAAUACUGACUUUUUCAAAUUUCAAAAAAAGUUCUAUCCAAGUCAUCUUUGACAUUUGUGAAGAAUUAGGAGAUAUGCCAACAGUAAUGGAAACAAGCCUCGAAGUUUAAUGGUAUCCCAUCUCCCUCCCUUGUCAGCCUUCCUUCCUUUUUUGAAAGGAGAAGUCAUACUUUAAGUAGAUCUACAACUCAUUUGAUAUGAAGCUUAAAAAAAUCUUAAUUUAUAGAAGCUUAUAAACACCUUAUACCAAAUAAGAAACUGACUUAAAUGGUACUUAUCAUUAGCACUUGGUGAAAGCUGGAAAGAAGGUAGAUAACACUAACCUAUGCGAUUUGAUUGUCUUUUUGAAAGAAGUUAACCUGUUACAGUUUUGCAGUUAAUCCAUGUAAAAAAUUGUACUGAUUUUGAUGUAAUUUUUCUGUCUUCUUGAAUCCUUCAUUGGACCAAUAAUUUAAGUUAUUCAUGAUGUCAGUAACUUUGCAACCUGAUAGAGUAAAUAAAUUUUAUUGGUGGAUGCCAAAUACCUCUGUGAAUCUCUUUGUAUAAUGUCCAUGAAUGAAUUUUUGGGAAUACAUAUUUGUGUAUCUCAGUUUGUGCAGAAAUUAAGUGAUAGCAUAGUAUGUACUGAUUAAAUAGUGGAGUCUUAUUUCACAUGUGCUGUUUGAAGUAGUUACUUAGCUGCUCCAUUUGCAGUUUAUUUUAUUCUCAAGUGUUUUCACGAUCUAGCGUACAGAUUUAAAAAGAUUAGCCCUUAAGAAGAAUAACAUUUAAAGGAUAUUGUUCCAACAUACUUUUGAAAAUUGAAAUAAGGACAGAAAGAUUAAAAAAUAAUGUAUAUUUUUGCACAAACAUGAUAUUGGUGUAUACUUGUAGCUGUUUCAAAGACAAUAUAUUUAUGGUGAUUUUAACCAGUAGCAAAUCUUAAUUUAGUUCAAUAGUGUAUGGAAUUUUAUUUUGAAGGAUAAGACCAUGCGGGAAAUUGUGGUAAAGAUUGUUUAUAUUCUUUAUGAAAUAACUCUAAAGUUGGCAUCAGUUUUACUAACCUGCUGUAAAAUACAUAGAUACGUGUAUGGACAACUUUCUGUUGUGGUUUCAUAAUUAAAUGUAAAAUUGGAAUGCAUUUUUUUGCUGUUGUAAAAUAUUUUUCAAGCACUGAUGUUAUUUUUCACAAUUUUUUUUAAAUAGUCGGUAAUGCGAAAGAAUCAAGUUCCUAUGAAUAAAUGCAUUUUUAUUUCCUACCUGUUUAGGGAGUACUGCCAACUUUUAAUGGUCAUUUAACAAUUUCCAAUUAUUUGCCUUAAUAGUUUAACUGACUAGAUUGUUUUCUAUGCCACAUGUGCCACUUUAAAUAGUAAAUGACCCUUUAUUGCUAUAUUUUAAAAGCAGUUGUGUUAGCAAGAACUUUGUAAAUAAAUAGUUAAAACCCAAGUAUAUUUUAUGUUUCAUGUUUUAAAUAGUUCCUUUAGACAAAUUUUCAUAGGCCUGUGUGAAUGCCUGCAUCCAUUUCUGUGCUGUUGUGUAUUUGCUUACAUAUUUAUGUGCUUAUACCUUCCUGCAUUAAUAUUUUUGAGCAUUACGUGUAUAGUGGGCUAUGUGUAGGAUAGGAGCUUUUAAUCCGGAGUCCACUUUGCAGAAUGGAGGUAGUGAAUCCUAUGAUGGUUACAUAAAAUGUUGUGCUUUUGUGCAUGUAUGCAUUUUUAUGGCAGAAAAUAUGGAACUUUUAUUUUAUUGGGGCUGGAGCUGUGAUUCCCUCCAAAAGUGUAGGAUUUCAAGGGAGAGGAAAUGACGUGAGAUAAGGCAUGAAGUUGGAAAUGUAUUAGCUGUGUACUGGCAAAACAUAGGAAAUGCUUCCAGUUUUUAUAAUUAACUACACCUGCUCUAGUAUCUAGUAUUUUUUGAUAUAUCCCCAUUACCAGUUGAAGACAGCUUGCAUGUAUUUAUCUGUUAAUAUACUUUCAUGCAUAUGAAUACUAAAUAUAAUCAACCUUUUCUUCUCUGUUGAGAAAA
Messenger RNA from Equus caballus (horse), 5634 nucleotides. The record is from RefSeq and is a predicted model, not a curated record. NCBI's taxonomy places the organism in Eukaryota, Metazoa, Chordata, Mammalia, Perissodactyla, Equidae.